This is a messenger RNA of Aureococcus anophagefferens, 1867 nucleotides long. Its product is annotated as expressed protein. Gene Ontology annotation, cellular component: mRNA cleavage and polyadenylation specificity factor complex. Bases 34 to 1770 code for a protein of 578 amino acids. Gene Ontology annotation, molecular function: RNA binding. The record is from RefSeq and is a predicted model, not a curated record. The transcript has a single exon. Lineage: Eukaryota; Pelagophyceae; Pelagomonadales; Pelagomonadaceae.
AGACGCCGGCCCGACGGCCACGGACUUUGAACGAUGUCAAGCUCGGACCACACUCAGGCCGGCAACCUGCGCCGUCACCAUGACCAUGACCCCCGCCGCGGGCGAAGCGACUCGCGCGGGCGCGGGCGCAGCCGCACCCCCGCGCCACGCAGUCGCUCGUCGUCGCGCUCUACGCGGCGGUCGCUAAGCCGCGACCGCGACGUCGGCCGCGACCGUUCGUCGUCGCCGCGCGCGCGCGACGGGCGGCGGCGACCCGCUAGUCGCGGGCGCGGCUCUCGCACCCCGUCGCGCGCGCGCGACGGCGACAGCCGCCGCGCUCCGAAUUCCGCCGACGUAAUGCCGCCACCGCCGCCGCGCCGCCGCGACCGCGACCGCUCCCGGGCGCCGCGCCGCAGCCGGUCGCCGCGCCGCGGCCGGUCGCGGAGCCGCAGCCGGUCGCGGGACUCGGCCGCCUACCGCUCGAGCUCGCGCGCGCCGCCGCGCCGCGACGGUUCCGCGUACCGCGGCCGCAGCCGCUCGCCGCCGCACGACCGCUCGGAGCCGCCGCGGCGCUCGACGUCGCCGGUGACCCGCCUGCUGCGACCCGACGGCCCGGGCGACGCCGCGGUCAUGGUCAAGCUCUGCUGCGCCGUGGAGGGCGACACGCUCGCGGACGGCGAGCAGCUCGGCGUCUACGUCGUGAAGCUCGCGCGGGAGCAGGUCGAGACGCUGUCGCUCAGCUCCGUGAAGCAGAUCAUCCGCAACGCGGUGGGGGAGCGCUUCGAGGGCUUCGUCGCCGCGAAGACGAAGAAGGUGCUUCUCGUGUUGGACGGAGUCGACUACGAGUUCUCGCCGGGCAAGAACGGCGGCCUCAGCUUUCUGCUGUCCGAGGCCCUGUACUGCGACCGCGCGGCGGGCGGGCCGCCCUGCUUCGAGGCGCACCUGGUGCUCACGAAGGCCCAGGUCAACGCGGCGCUCGAGUCGGCGACGAUUUCCGUCGGCCGGCCGCGCCGCGAGAAGUUGGUCUUCAAGGUCGGCAGCGCGGUCGUCCAACGCCAGGACCUCAAUGACGCGCCCCUCACGGACAAGCUCAAGGCGUUGCCGCUGCAUGGCGUGGUCGCGGUCACCUUCGCCGACGAGGGCCGGCCGCGGGGCGCGUUGGCCGGCGCGCUCUUCUUCGAGAUCCUCGAGGAGGACCGCACGCGGGCCCCAAGCAUCCUUUCUCGCGACCCGACGAUGCCAGCCCUGGUCGUCCACUUCACGCGCCUGGACGCGCCGCUGACCUUCCAGGUCAGUGUCGCGACCCUCGGCCGCAUCUUCAGCGACUCGCAACUCGAGAAACUCGACGCGAAGCGGAGCCUCCUCUCGCAGGCCUUCGGCGUCGCCGACGCGUCGGCCGCGCAGCGCAUGCUCCCGAAUCCGUGCACCUUCGUGUGCGCGUGCUGCCCGCGGUCGAACCACACGGUCUCCGUCGUGCUCGGCGGCGCGACGGGCCCGGAGACGCCCUCCUUCUUCGACCAGGCCGACGUGCACAAGCUGUCCUCGCCCAACAACCUGAACAAGGUCAUCCAGCACACGGCCAUCCACCUCAAGCAGGCCCAGGACGCCAAGGAAGUCGUGCCCGUCGGCGACGCGGACGGCGUGCGCGACGCGCAGAAGAAGAUCGACGGCUUCGAGUACGCGCUCCUCACCCUCAAGAAGCAGGCGACGACGCUCGAGCCCCUCGCCGACGCUACCAUGCUCGUCGACGCGGACCGCGUCCCCAAGUGCUACAUCGCCGACCUCCCGUAGGACCCCUCCACUCUGUGCUCCGCUUCCCACCUUCCCCCCGGCCCCCCACUGUGUGCUUCGCUUCUACUUCGCGCUUGUAACUUAAACUGCUGCCCUC